AUGACCGACAACCAGCAGCAGAAGCCGAUUUAUGUCGCCACCUAUGGCCGCGAUCCCAAGAUGGCUGAGGCUGUCAGUGAGAAAUUGUUACCUGAUGUUGAAGUCCACACGUCUCUCUCCCUCUCCACUGCCCUCCACGAGCUUCCCGCUCUCUUCUCAGGCGACACCUCCAUCGUGCCCUCCUCCGGUCUAGGUUCCAACACCAACCGCUCGCCCUCGGAGCGACACAUUCCCACCGCUUUGCUCGUCGGCGGCAGCAGCUUGUCCGACGAAGAAUACGAGAACAUUGUCUCAGCCGUACGGGAAGCGAUCCCUGGAGCCGAAGGAAGCGGCACACCGGUGCAGUUCAUCCGGAUCGGAAAGCGAGAUGUCAUUGCGGCUGGGGCGUUUACGGGGCCGAAUCCGGAGACCAUUGCUAAAGAGGAGGGGGAGGGUCGUGGUGGUAUCGGUGGACGGUUUGGGGACGGUGAUUCUGCCGCAGGGAAUGAUAUCGGAAGGGAUACAAAGGGAGGAGGAGGAAAGGGAAACAGAAAUGGGAAGAGGUUCUGGCAGAGGGACCGCUCUGCCGACAGUGGCAUUGGACUACCGGACGACGACGACAGCUCGGAGAUCCCCCAAGUAACAAACGAUGACUUCCUCGGCACCGCCAUCGCUACGGGCACUUCCACCUCUUUUGCCUUCGCCGGCUCCACUGGCUGGCGAUACAUCAGCCUCUCUGACGACGACAACAAUCAGCGCCCCCAUGCAAACCAAGACAAAACCGUUGGGCUGCUCCAAGGAAUGCGAUUCAGAGGCAAGAAAAAGAAAGGAAAGAAGGUUGUCAUGUUCGCCAGUGGCAUUCCAGAGGAGGAAGAGGAACAUGAAGAUGAUGAUGCCGAUGGGAAAAAGAAGGGUGUCAAAGGAAAAGGUGGCAAAUGUGAAGGAUGGUUUGAAACGCUCAUGGUCCAUGGGUUCGGAUCAAUCGCUCAUUUCUAUGUCCCCUGCGUUGAUUUCACAACUUUCGAUGAGAAUGGAAUGGUGAAUAGAGAGGUAGUUGCGAUGCCGAGGCAGAGACAGGCGCAUAUUGUGGUUUUUGAUGAUGGGCUGGGGGGUAUAGCGCUUCGUGAUCUAUGA
Molecule: messenger RNA, 1113 nt
Organism: Neurospora tetrasperma FGSC 2508
Lineage: Eukaryota; Fungi; Ascomycota; Sordariomycetes; Sordariales; Sordariaceae
Exons: 3
Coding region: 1-1113 (370 amino acids)
Source: RefSeq, a predicted model, not a curated record